AAAAAGGGGAGGGGACAGGGGCGACGAAUGACAGUUUGUGGGCUGCCUCUACUGCUUCAGUGUCUUCCUGCAUGCCACUCUUCCCAUGAUGCAUCUCUCCACCGUUCUUCAAAACCUACACUUCUAAUCUUCAUUCUCAUGGGACUUUCCCUCAACUUUUAUGCAAUUACUCUUACUCAGUAGCUCCCUCUAAUUAUACAUUAACCUUUAACUUACCAAUUUACAUUGCACCCCCUUAUAUACCCCCUUUCUCUCUUUUUAUAGUUCCUGGCCGAUUUCCUUGGAUCACCCCUCUAGUAGUAGUUAGCUGAAAAACUUAUAUAAUAUUUGUAAAAAAAUAAGAUUGCUAAAAAUAGGUCAUUCUAUAACACACUAAACGGUAAUCUAAAGGCGAACCACGACCUUAACACACUCGAGCUUUUUCUGCCUAAUCCACCUUUUCAGGCGAUGUAAAGUGCGUGGAUUGUUUAUGUCACGUGAUAGAAUUGCUUUCAAUUUCCAGGUAUGAUUAGUUUCCUGUUCCGGGGUUUGAUAUUACUUCCUGCUCUAAAGGGGGUGUGACGUCACCAGGAUGGAUUCUCUCACUGAUGCUCUUGCUGGAAGCUUCUCCGUUUCAUCUGAUCUGAAUAGUCCAUCUGCUCCACAUCCUCGAUUAUCUCAGUACAAGAGCAAAUAUAGCUCUCUGGAGCAAAGCGAGCGCAGAAAGAAGCUUCUAGAGCUGCAGAAAGCGAAACGGCUAGAUUAUAUAAACCAUGCCCGGCGCCUGGCUGAGGGAGAUUGGUCACAAGAUGAGGAGGAGAAAAAGGACCAGAAAGAAGAUGGAGGAGAUGAGUGUGAAGAAAUGGAUGUGGACCUAGGGAAAAAGUUGCCACGUCAUUAUGCCAAUCAGCUCAUGCUGUCUGAGUGGCUGAUAGAGAUCCCACAGGACCUGUCUGAGCUCUGGCUUCUUGUUGUAUGUCCUGUAGGAAAGCGCUCUCUGAUUGUUGCCUCAAGGGGAUCUACAGCAGUAUAUACCAAGAGUGGUUAUUGUGUUAACAGAUUUCCUUCAUUGCUCCCUGGAGGGAACAAACGCAACAAUGCAAGUGGCAAAGAUUACACCAUCCUAGACUGUAUAUACAAUGAGGAGACUCGAACAUAUUAUGUGCUGGAUGUUAUGUGCUGGAGGGGGCAUCCAGUGUAUGACUGUCAGACGGAUUUCCGAUUUUAUUGGCUCCAGUCAAAGCUGCUGGAACAAGAAGGACUCUGUGAUAUCUCAAAGCGCAACCCAUUCAAGUUUGUUGGACUGCAGAAUUUCCCUUGUUCUUUGGAAUCUAUACAGGGUGUCCUGAUGCAGGAAUUUUCAUACAAGGUCGAUGGCUUUCUCUUCUACCACAAGCAUACUCACUACACACCAGGCAGCACUCCGUUGGUUGGUUGGCUGAGACCUUAUAUGGUCCCCGAAAUUUUAGGUUUUCCUGUUCCACCUUGUGCCCUUGCACAAAAGCCUGCUUAUGCCCAGGAACAGAUGCGCCAGAUCCUUGAACAUAAAAAAGGGGGUAAAGGGACAGCAGAGGGUGGGCACUAUGAACUUGAACACCUUUCUACCAUUGGUGCGCUGGAGUGAAAGUGAUUUGUGAAGAUUUAAAAAGAUAAAGAAGGCUAAGAGGUGCUGCUGUCAGUGAAUUUUCCGAGACUGGAAUUUUCCACAGUUGUACUCCAUCUUGCACAAUUCUGCAAUUCAAAAAGAAGCUCGCUCCUAUCAAUUGUGUAAUGUUAAGAUAUCAAAGCUUGUGCGUAUGGGUACAUGUAGAUCUAGAUCACAGCAGCUGUUAAAUAUAUGGUCUGCUGAAUAAGUUUUCAGUGCUCUACUCACUGGGGGGGAAACUGAGCAAUAUUUUUGAUGUAAAAUAUUCCUUUUUUUUAAUAAAUGAUAUUUUGUAUUUUUUUGUGUGUCAGUAUUAAAAUAGAAGAAAUAUGGAA
Messenger RNA from Xenopus laevis (African clawed frog), 1959 nucleotides. It is a transcript of the gene snupn.L, whose product is annotated as snurportin 1 L homeolog. Gene Ontology annotation, biological process: protein import into nucleus; snRNA import into nucleus. Gene Ontology annotation, molecular function: nuclear import signal receptor activity. The record is from RefSeq and is a predicted model, not a curated record. Gene Ontology annotation, cellular component: cytoplasm; nucleus. The coding region runs from base 572 to 1603 and encodes 343 amino acids. The transcript has 9 exons. Lineage: Eukaryota; Metazoa; Chordata; Amphibia; Anura; Pipidae.